Molecule: messenger RNA, 1947 nt
Organism: Aspergillus lentulus
Lineage: Eukaryota; Fungi; Ascomycota; Eurotiomycetes; Eurotiales; Aspergillaceae
Product: putative serine/threonine-protein kinase fhkC
Biological process (GO): mitotic DNA damage checkpoint signaling; protein phosphorylation
Cellular component (GO): nucleus
Molecular function (GO): protein serine/threonine kinase activity; ATP binding; protein binding
Source: RefSeq, a predicted model, not a curated record
AUGAUGGCACCUCAAAACGAACAGAGUUCUCUCAAACGUAGCAGGGUCAGCACAGAUAGCGAUUCACAAGAUCUAAAGAAGCCUCGACGCUCCGAGAGAAUUACAUCUAAGAAACAGUCGCAAGCGACCCCGGUCAACCAAACAUACCUGCCUACCCCAUUGACUGAACUAGAUUCGACUGCUACGGAUGUUCGGAAUGAAGUCACUGCUACUCCACCGGACAGUCCUAGCCAAGCUCUAUCGACUGUCGAACAACCCAAGGCGUGUCCAUCUCCUCCUGGUGACACUCAAGCUCUUUCACAAUUCGUUUAUCCACCCAGGGCAUUCGCCGAUGAAGUCGAGGAUGAAGCAGCAGAGGGAGUUUGGGGUUAUCUGAUUCCUCUUGAUGACAAAGUCCGAGAUGCGCUUGUGUUGAGAAAGCGCCAUAGCUGCGAUGCUCGCAAGAAUGGCGACUCAAAGACUCAGCCGAGCAAAGGAUCCCAGCACUCUCAAGACAAGAGUCUAAUCAGCAGACAAAGACCUAAUCAGCCUCCUGGGGGUUAUCUGGUCGGUCGUCAUCCAGAGUGCGACCUGGUUAUCAAUAUUCCCACAAUAUCCAAUCGGCAUUUCUUAAUAUUCAGCGAAAACAAGAACGGCGAUUCUGUCGCAAUUGUGGAAGAUCUGUCCAGCAAUGGCACCUUUGUUAAUGAUGCCAUUAUCGGGCGGAACAAGUAUCGCGAGCUUGAAGAUGGCGAUGAAAUCACCAUCCUGGAUGAAGCGCGAUUCGUUUUUCGAUACCCCCGGACGAGAGACACGAACGGUUUCCGCCAGCAGUAUCGGUUGCUUCAGCAGCUCGGAAAAGGUCAUUUUGCAACGGUUUAUUUAUGUGUAGAACGUGCGACUGGCACUCAAUAUGCCGUUAAGGUGUUUGAGAGGCGUCCUGGCGAUUCUCAGAAGUCUCAGACCGAGUCUUUGCAGCAAGAGAUUGGCCUCCUAAUGGGGGUCAAUCACCCGAAUCUUCUGUGCUUGAAGGACACCUUCGACGAAGCUGAUGGCGUUUAUCUUGUCCUCGAGCUUGCACCUGAGGGCGAGCUCUUUAAUCUGAUUGUUAGCAGACAAAAAUUUUCCGAAGAAGAAACCCGCCAUAUCUUCGUUCAGCUCUUUGAGGGUCUGAAAUACCUGCAUGAUCGUGGCAUCGUUCAUCGAGAUAUUAAACCCGAGAAUAUACUUGUAGCAGACAAGAAGCUGACUGUGAAACUUGGUGACUUUGGACUUGCCAAGAUCAUCGGGGAAGAUUCAUUCACCACAACUCUAUGCGGGACACCAAGUUAUGUCGCUCCAGAGAUCUUACAGGAGUCUCGUCGUCGAAGAUACACCAAGGCCGUGGACAUCUGGUCAUUGGGAGUCGUUCUAUACAUAUGCCUUUGCGGAUUUCCCCCUUUCUCAGAUGAGCUUUACACGCGUGAGAACCCCUUCACGUUGGCACAGCAGAUCAAGAUGGGCCGGUUUGAUUAUCCAUCACCGUAUUGGGAUUCUGUGGGCGACCCAGCUUUGGACCUGAUAGACAGGAUGCUUACAGUUGAUGUUGAGAAGAGAAUCACGGUGGAUGAAUGUCUGGAACAUCCUUGGCUUACCAGAAAACACAUGAGCGUUUCCGAUAGCACAGAUGGGCUGACGGGUGCGCUGGGAAAGCUCGACUUCUCAAAACGCAAAGUCGAGCGCGAGCGGACAUUGCUAAGCAGCGUCAAUGAUGCUCAUUUCAGCGAACACAACGAAGGACCUGGUGCUCCUGUGAAGGUCUUCCACAAGAAUAAUGCUGGCAAGCGCAUGCACAACCAGCCAGCCGAUACUAUCCAGCAAAAUGAGGUCUCGCCCGAUGAGAAUAGCGCUCCCAAAGAUUUCGUCAAUCUUGGAGAGCGCGGUGACCCGGUGUUGUUUGAGGAAGACCCAACAACUCAUUAUAAGUGA